AUGGCAGAAGUAGACCUCCAAGCCAUCCACGACCACCUCUCCACUCUCGCCUACCGCGCCGGCGCCAGGAUCCUCGCCGCCAACCCUACACAAUCCGCCGCCGGAACGAAGAAGAAUUCCGCGGAUAUUGUGACCGCGACCGACCGAGCCGUGGAGGAAUUGGUGAGGGAGGAGUUGCGGGGGAGGUGGGGGGAGGGGUUUGAUUUCAUGGGCGAGGAGACCUACAAGGAAGGCGAUGUUUUGGGGGAAAGACCGACUUUUAUCGUGGAUCCGAUUGAUGGGACGACGAAUUUCGUGCAUGGGGAGGGGUAUCUCGGCCUAGCGGUAGACAGGAAACCAGUGGUGGGUGUGGUCUACAACCCCUUCACCCGCACGCUCUACAGCGCCAUCCGCGGGCAAGGCGCCUUUCUCACCUCCCCCUUCUACGACCACGCGCGUCUCCCGCUGCGGGACCCCGAGCCGUUGACGAGUCUGAGUCAGUGUCUUGUCGCGGUGGAGUGGGGGAGUGAGAGGGAGGGGAAGGAUUACGAGGUCAAGGUCGAGACUUUUAGACGGCUGGGAGCGAGUAAAAAGGACGGGGGGGCGAUGGUGCAUGGGUUGCGGAGUUUGGGGAGCGCGGAGUUGAAUUUGUGUAAAGUGGCGGAGGGGGCGGUGGAUUUGUAUUGGGAGAAUGGGUGUUAUGCAUGGGACGUCUGCGCCGGCUGGGUUAUUCUUGAGGAGGCGGGGGGAAAGAUGGUGGGGAGUAUGCCGGGGGAUUGGGAGCCGAAGGUCGAGCAGAGGCGGUACAUGGCUGUGCGGGGCGGGGAGGGGCAGAGGGGGGUGAUUGAGGAGUUUUGGGGGUGUGUGGUGGGGAGGGUGGAGGUGGGGUUUGAUGGGGUGUCGUAG
This is a messenger RNA of Saxophila tyrrhenica, 885 nucleotides long. RefSeq lists its product as uncharacterized. Bases 1 to 885 code for a protein of 294 amino acids. The record is from RefSeq and is a predicted model, not a curated record. Gene Ontology annotation, biological process: phosphatidylinositol phosphate biosynthetic process; signal transduction; inositol metabolic process. Gene Ontology annotation, molecular function: inositol monophosphate 1-phosphatase activity. The transcript has 4 exons. NCBI's taxonomy places the organism in Eukaryota, Fungi, Ascomycota, Dothideomycetes, Mycosphaerellales, Extremaceae.